AUGUCGAGGUAUGCUAAAUUUUUGAAGGAGUUGCUUAUGAACAAGAGGAAAUUGGAGGAAGUGCCUUCAGUGACACUUAGUAAAGAGUGUUCAGCGUUGAUCACUAACAAACUCUUCAAGAAGAAGAAAGACCCUAGAGGAUUCAUUGUUCCUUGCACAAUAGGAGGGUUGGUAAAUGAGAAAGCUCUUGCUGAUCUUGGUGCAAGCAUCAAUCUCAUACCCUAUAAAAUCUUCCAAAAACUUGGGCUUGGAGAACCAAAACCCACCGCAAUGAUUCUACAGUUAACCGACAGGUCCAUCAGGCAACCAAGAGGGAUAAUAGAAGAUAUUUUGGUUAAGGUGGAUGAUGUGUUCUCCACAAGUUCACAGGUUGAGGUAUCAUUGAUUUUAGAAAGGCCAUUUUUAGCAACUUUAAUGGCUUUUAUUGAUGUUAAGGAUGGUCGGAUAACACUCCGAGUUGGAGAAGAGGAAGUGGUUUUCAAACUUCGAGACUCUAUGCGGCACACUAUGGACUUUGAUGACACUUGUUAUUUUAUAGAUGUUAUUGACGGAGUUAUUUCUGAAUUUGUGCAGGAUACAUUUUUAAAGGAUAAGCUCUCUGAAUUAUUAGAAGAUGAUCCUGUCGAUGAUGAAGCUGGGGAAGAAGUGAUGAUAGAAUCUUAUUACCUUUAG
Dioscorea cayenensis subsp. rotundata (Guinea yam) is the source of this 672-nucleotide messenger RNA. RefSeq lists its product as uncharacterized. Bases 1 to 672 code for a protein of 223 amino acids. Lineage: Eukaryota; Viridiplantae; Streptophyta; Magnoliopsida; Dioscoreales; Dioscoreaceae. The transcript has 2 exons. The record is from RefSeq and is a predicted model, not a curated record.